ACUCUUUAUUUGGAUAUGGAUCACGAAAUCGAUUUAUCUGCAUGUGUAUUUAACCUUUCACCCUUUAUGUUAAGAGGACGAGAGAAAGGCUUACUUCCUUAGUUUAAUACCCGAGUUGUUUCUGAAUACUUUCAUUAGACGUAGAGUUCUGCUUCCAGUAGAUAUUUUGCUGUUUAUCCCUGGCUAAUUAUUUGCUGCUGGAGGGUCAGAUUAGGCUUGAUACAUUACAACUAGAAUGUAACUAAAUUUCCAUGAAAUAGGCCCCUAUGGCAGCAGUCAUUCUUUUCAGACAUUCACCACUGUAUAAACCAUGAGAACUGCAAGCUGGUUGUGUUUGACUAAAUUAUACCCAUCCUGGAAAACCUGGGCUUCUGGGAACCAACUAAAAUUUCUAUCCCCGUGGAAUGGUGGCAUUGUAACACAUGCUGUAGGAAAGAAAGACUCUUCUUUUGAUCUGUUGGAUCUUGAUGAGAAAGAUCUGGAAGAACAGUUUGUUCGAGGCCAUGGUCCAGGAGGUCAAGCAACGAAUAAAACCAGUAAUUGUGUUGUGCUAAAGCAUGUUCCUUCUGGAAUAGUUGUCAAGUGCCAUCAAACCAGAUCUGCUGAGCUGAACAGGAAAAAAGCACGAGAGAUUCUUCAGGAAAAAAUAGACAUUUUUUAUAAAGGAGAAGGCAGUGAUAUUCUAAAACACAAAGAAGAUGGAGAGAAAAAAAAGCAAGAAAAGAAGAAAAAAGCAAAAGAACUCUUGGAAAAGAAAAAACAAUUAAAAGAGAUGCACGGUUCUGAAAACAAAUAAUGAACAAACUCUUAACAGAACCUCUCACAUGACCUAUAUUUAAUAAAGUGAUUGUCGUUCUUACAAUAUGAAACAGGUAUUCUAGCAAUUUGACAUAUCUACUGCUGUUGUUGCUGCUGCCGGUUGUAAUACAGAAGCAGAAAACGUGCCACAAAGCUGUUUAGCCUAUGAGGGACCUCCUAGAACCUAUUUGGAGUCAAUUGGUGGACUUUGAAAAAUUAAGUUUUUUUGGGGGGAAAACUUUGAAUAAAAUGCGAUAUUCCUUUGAUUUGUAUUUGGCCGAAUACGGACCUAUUCGACCCAAAAAAAACUUCAACUUCAUUUCGGUUGGUCUUUUUGAAUUCAAAUUUCGAAGUUUUUUUCAAUUCGAAAUUUGGCCCUUGAAUAAAUAUGCCGCUAUGUGUACCAUUCCUAGCCUACUACUAAGCUUUAGUCUCCUUUAAGAUGUUUUAGAACGGAGUGUUAGAUGAUUUUCUGGUGUAAAUAAACAUUUUACUCCACUAAUUCUAUUAUUGGGGUAACCCCCACUUCUGUGUUCCCCCUGGGGCACUUUAUUUCUCUCCCUAAUUAGGAUUUGCACUAGCUAUUUGUCAUUAGUGUUUAUGUUUUAAGGCAGAUAUAAAUGCCUGAUUUAAAACAUAGACACUAAUGAAAACCACUUAGUUGAACUCCUAAUUAGGAAGUUUCAUUACACAGAGAUCUGCAUUGCUCUUUGAUUUUUUUUGUUUAAUUUGUGUGCAUAUACUGGGGCAUUUAGCGAAUGAGCACACUAUUCCAAAUUUCAUUGCCAAGAAACACUUUUAGUGAAAGGACCCUAAGACUAACAUUUAUAAAGCUGUGUAAAAUAUUUGCCUCCAAGAAAGUUUAUAGAAAUAGGUUCAAAAUAAAUUUGGUAUUUAUAA
This is a messenger RNA of Xenopus laevis (African clawed frog), 1698 nucleotides long. It is a transcript of the gene mtrfr.L, whose product is annotated as mitochondrial translation release factor in rescue5 L homeolog. Lineage: Eukaryota; Metazoa; Chordata; Amphibia; Anura; Pipidae. The record is from RefSeq and is a predicted model, not a curated record. The coding region runs from base 311 to 796 and encodes 161 amino acids. The transcript has 3 exons. Gene Ontology annotation, molecular function: translation release factor activity. Gene Ontology annotation, biological process: translational termination. Gene Ontology annotation, cellular component: mitochondrion.